UUGAUUCAUUAAUUAUAUGAUAUCAAACUCCAGAAGCCUAAAACCUUCAUUUCUCCCUCAGCUUCCAGACAUGGAGAGUUUAUAUUUUGAUUUUGGAAAAAAUUCAGCUCUGCAGCGAUGUUAAAUGGGUGAUUCACCGCGAAAUGUGGCCAAUUCCGACGUUUGUUUUGAUACCACGAAUCACGAUGGAUGCCGCCUACUUUUCGAAGGCAAUACCUAGCUAUUUGUUGAAGUUAUCAUGGAUUUCACCGAUUUGGUUAUUAGAAAAAUUCUAAAGUGAGCCAUGAAGCCGGGCUGCAAAGCGGAGAACUUUAACAUGAGAAACUCCAGUCUGUUUGAAGGAGACAUGAUUCUCUCAAAAGACCAACAGGAAAGAGCGGAAGAAGAAUUAGACAUUGAUGAUUCUCGGCAUAAAAGAGCCACCUCGAGAUCCAGAUUGUGGCCAAGGGGAGUCGUGAAAUAUAAAAUCGAUGUAAACCUCGGUCGAAAAUCCCGAGCUAUGACUGCCAUCAAAGCAGCAAUGGCGGAAUGGAGGACGAAAACUUGCAUCCAGUUUAAGAAGAGAACAAACGAAAAAGCUUACGUCCUGUUUCGGUAUAGCAAUCGGUGUGCAUCAUAUGUGGGGAGAGUCGGUCGUCGUCAGGAAAUCUUUCUCGGACCAAGGUGUUGGUUCAAAGGAACAGUUGUUCAUGAAAUAGGGCAUGCGAUUGGAUUUUAUCAUGAACAGUCUCGACCUGAUCGAGACUCUUACAUCAAAAUAAAGUACGAAAACAUUCGUUCAGGAGCAAAGAAAAAUUUUCACAAGUACCGGCGAUCGACAAUUGAUUCACUUCUCACGCCAUAUGAUUAUGGAAGUGUGAUGCAUUACAGAAGUAAAGCUUUCAGCAAGAAUGGAAAGCCAACGAUAAUUGUUAAAAAACACGGGGUAACCAUUGGUCAGAGACGACGUUUAAGUCCGAUUGAUGCUCAGCAGGCGGACCUUAUGUACAAAGCAGAGUGUAAACGGAGGGCGAAAGUAAAAGGACGGGGAGAGAAAGCGAGCUGCCAGGACAGUACGCGAAAAUGUCGCUAUCGGUCUUGGAGACGUCGAUGUCAACAAAGCACAUAUGUCAAGUCCAAAUGCAAAAGAACGUGCCAACUGUGCUAAGCUGAAAGACAUUAUCUCCGUCCGCCAUCUUGAAUUGAUAAAAAUUAUUUAUUACCUUAGUUAUCUUUAAAAAACAAUGAUUUGAGCUAAAUUAACUCUGAGAAAUUGAAAUAUUGAAACUAUCACUCAACACAUCCA
Messenger RNA from Pocillopora verrucosa, 1285 nucleotides. NCBI's taxonomy places the organism in Eukaryota, Metazoa, Cnidaria, Anthozoa, Scleractinia, Pocilloporidae. The record is from RefSeq and is a predicted model, not a curated record.